UUAAUAAAAUCAGUAGUUAAUGUAUUUUUUGUCGAAACUAAAUUCUGAAUUUGUUCUGAAAUAUGGCAAAACGACCCACUGGCUCCGUUGCCUCCCAUCGGCACUCAAGAACUAGUCAUAAUGUGACACCGCAACAGAUGGAUAUCAAUAGAAUAAUCAGGGAUAUUGUAAAUUGUGAAAAUCCUUCACGGGGCGUUAAUCUGCCCGAGACUUACAUACGUUUCGUUUGCACGGAGGCGAGGCCAAUAUUUCUGAGGGAGCGAACUCUAUUGGAGAUUAAGCCACCGGUAAAGAUCUGCGGCGAUGUUCACGGCCAGUUUAAUGAUUUGUUGCGAAUUCUGCACUCUGGAGGCUAUCCGCCGGAAACAAGAUAUUUGUUUCUGGGUGAUUACGUGGACCGUGGCAAGCUCUCCAUUGAGACGUUCACGCUGCUGCUGGCCUAUAAGGUGCGCUAUCCACAUUUGAUGUGGCUGCUACGUGGCAACCAUGAGUGUGCCAGCAUCAAUCGCAUUUAUGGCUUCUAUGAUGAGUGCAAGCGUCGCUAUUCGGUGAAGUUGUGGCGUCAUUUUGUGGACACCUACGAUUGCAUGCCUCUGGCAGCAUUGGUGGGUAACCGUAUAUUUUGUGUCCAUGGUGGCCUGAGUCCCAGCCUGAAGUCUUUCGAGGACAUAUUAGCUGUGAGGCGACCCUGCGAUAUACCUGAGCAAGGUCUGGUCUGUGAUCUGCUGUGGAGUGAUCCCGAUGAUUCGGUGAUGGGCUGGAGCGGCAAUGAUCGUGGCGUUAGCGUCACCUUUGGUGCUGAUGUCGUACGCCACUUUUGCUUUCGCAUGGGCGUCGAUGUUAUAUGUCGCGCCCAUCAGGUUGUCGAGGAUGGCUACGAGUUUUUCGCACGCCGCCAACUUGUCACUAUCUUCUCGGCGCCGAACUACUGCGGCAUGUUUGACAAUGCUGGCGCCGUGAUGGUUGUCAACGAUGAUCUGAUUGUUAGCUUCAUCAUAUUGCGUCCGACAUAUGUGGUACGCAAUAUAGUCGACCACCCAUUGUCGGCAACGGGCAAGAAUCGAAAUUAUUAGCCCCAAGUGCAAUAGAAAACUUCAUUUGAUAUGUUUGUGCGGUCAUUAAAUAUUCAAGUAUUCUUAGUGUUAAGUCUAGCUUUUAUAUUUCAAAGAACAUAUAAACUGUAUUUGAGUUCAGUGUUUUAUGAAAUAGCUUAGGGUUCUUCUGUAUAUUUACAAAAGAAAAAAAUACCAGACAAAAAAAAAAAACGAAAAUC
Molecule: messenger RNA, 1273 nt
Organism: Drosophila hydei
Lineage: Eukaryota; Metazoa; Arthropoda; Insecta; Diptera; Drosophilidae
Product: serine/threonine-protein phosphatase alpha-2 isoform-like
Exons: 1
Coding region: 63-1073 (336 amino acids)
Cellular component (GO): cytoplasm; nucleus
Molecular function (GO): protein serine/threonine phosphatase activity
Source: RefSeq, a predicted model, not a curated record